Metarhizium acridum CQMa 102 is the source of this 1758-nucleotide messenger RNA. It is a transcript of the gene irc3, whose product is annotated as DEAD DEAH box helicase. The record is from RefSeq and is a predicted model, not a curated record. Gene Ontology annotation, molecular function: hydrolase activity; DNA binding; ATP binding. Lineage: Eukaryota; Fungi; Ascomycota; Sordariomycetes; Hypocreales; Clavicipitaceae.
AUGCCAAAUGCUAACAUGGCCCAGGUUAUCUUCACCCAGCUCAUUGAGAAAGUGCAUUCGCGCCCAAAUGACGGGUGCCGCACUCUCAUUCUGGCUCAUCGUCGUGAGCUAGUGGAACAGGCUGCCCGGCAUUGUCAACUGGCAUAUCCAGACAAGACUAUUGAAAUUGAAAUGGGCUCGAUUCAUGCUUCGGGAACAGCAGACAUUACCAUCGCCAGUGUACAGAGCAUUACGUCUAGGGACCGUUUGGAAAAGUUUGAACCCUCCAAAUUUAAAUUGAUCUUGGUGGACGAGGCCCAUCACAUUGUGGCGCCGGGAUACCUUAAGACUCUCAAGCACUUCGGACUGGACCAGAAGCAACAAGAUUCACCAACACUCGUCGGCGUGUCAGCCACAUUCUCCAGAUUCGACGGUGUCAAACUUGGUGCUGCGAUUGACGAAAUUGUCUACCACAAGGACUACGUUGACAUGAUUACCGAUAAAUGGCUCUCGGAUGUCAUUUUCACCACUGUCGAGUCUUCCGCCAACCUGUCCAAGGUAAAAAACGGUGCCUUUGGUGACUUUCAGACAGGGGAGCUAUCCAAGGUUGUCAACACCGACGAAGUCAAUGACAUUACCGUCAAAAGCUGGAUAGCCAAAGCCGGAGACAGGAAAAGUACCCUGGUUUUCUGUGUGGAUUUGGCUCACGUGUCUGGUCUUACACGCAAAUUUCGGGAAUAUGGGUACGAUGCUCGCUUCGUUACCGGCGACACUCCCAAGCAGGAACGAAGUGAGAUCCUGCAUGAUUUCAAAAAAGGAUGUUUUCCUGUUUUGGUGAAUUGUGGUGUUUUCACCGAGGGAACCGACAUACCGAACAUUGACUGUAUCGUUCUCGGCAGACCCACGAGGUCACGAAAUCUCCUUGUCCAAAUGAUUGGAAGAGGUAUGCGGCUUCACCCGGGUAAAAAGAAUUGCCACGUCAUUGAUUUGGUUUCAAGCUUGGAAACUGGCAUUGUAACUACGCCGACAUUAUUUGGUCUAGAUCCGAAAGAGUUAGUGGACAAGGCAUCAGUGACAGACAUGAGAAUGAUAAAGGAGGCUCAAAGAGAAGAAGAAGCGAGGCAGCAGGAAGCGCACUCGAAUGGGUCGAACUCGGCAACUAGCUCGGCCGACGCGGUUACAUUUACCGACUACUCCUCUGUGCUGGACCUAAUCGCCGACACGUCUGGAGAGAGGCACAUCCGCGCCAUCAGCCAGAAUGCCUGGGUACAGGUCGGUCCCGAAAGGUUCGUCCUCUCAGCUCCCAGCGGAUCAUAUAUCCGUAUCGAGCGAAUCCAGGAGCCAGUGACGACCUCAUCCCCGACAUACAGGGCACUCGAGAUCCGCGCUUUACCUGCUGGGUUGGCGAAAUCCCCGUUCGCUGCACCGAGAGAAAUCCUCACAGCUGCUACGUUUACCGACGCUGUUCACGGAGCAGAUAGUUAUGCAGCCAACGCAUUCCCUCAUAGCUUUAUACACCGGCACCAAUCGUGGAGGAAGCUGCCACCGACACAAGGGCAGUUAGACUUUGUAAAUAGAUUACGUGGAAAGGCGAAAGCGUUGACGGUGUCGGAUUUGACAAAAGGCAAGGCGGCGGACAUGAUUACAAAACUAAAGCACGGUGCUCGUGGGCAGUUUGCGAGGAUAGAAGCCGAGCAGCGCAGGAGAGAGAAGCAGACGAAUAUUUUGGAAACGAGACAGAACCGGGAGCGGGUCACGGUUGGGCCCGUCAUGGCAUAA